Molecule: messenger RNA, 569 nt
Organism: Strongylus vulgaris
Lineage: Eukaryota; Metazoa; Nematoda; Chromadorea; Rhabditida; Strongylidae
Source: the annotation of a GenBank genome assembly
AUGAAUCCGAGAAUGAGCGGAGCUAAUGAACUUGUAGAUGACAUCUACUACUUCAUCGUGCUGCUUCGAUAUGGAUGUGAUGUUCAGCAUACUGCGUUGGUAACAAGUGAUGAAGGAAUUAGAAAGAAGGGUCUUCUCGAAUUCAACUAUUACCUCACACUCAAGGAUCUGCCACCUGACUUUGUCUGUGCAUUGGAAGUUUACGGGCUGAAAACUAAACGAGAACAUAUCUCGCAUGAAGUAAAGUAUCGGCUUGGAGCUUCAACCUUGAGUAAAAAGCAACGCACGAAGUUCUCAACCUUGAAAUCAUCACUUGGAGGGCCAUCGGCUGUUGUGGAGCCAGCUUUCCAACUAGUUGGUAGGCUCACAAUCGACAUUGAUACGCAGAAUAGAAAACUGACGCUGCAAGAUGUGAUGGCGCCAUUGGAAGGAUCUGUACUUGUAAAAAUGAAGAAGCAUGCCACAGACAAGAGCCAUACAAUCCAUCGUGGUUUUCUUUCCAUGUAUCAGCGAACAAGAGAUGGUCUUGGAACUUGGACGAGGUAUUCCAACCUUAGUCUGCUUUGAAG